AUGAUUCGAAAGUUCGCGUCAGUCCUGGUCUCCAGUCUGUUGCUGCUCUCUUACACCAGCCACCCCGAAGCGCGACCAGUGCCGGUUGAUGAACGUGGCAAAAGACCUUUGCUCCCCAGCAACGAGCAUUCUGACAGGUGGUGGCCCAACCCCGUACGCUUUACCCAGUCCUCUCAAGGCCAGGGCUCAGUGGCACAGUGGACCCAACCUACCCUCACUGAGUCUCACGAGGACCGGUCGUCGUCCUCAAAGUGGUUCGACCCUAGUGGUGCCGAUCCAUACGAUGACUUGUGCUUGAUGCACCGAUGCUUCGACCUUCCCAGAGGAGCCGGACCCUACAAUGAACUACCUCAUCCUGCCCACGUCUUCGAUACUUAUCAGCGAAGCGCCGCCCAGAACCACGAGGAGCACAGCAGACAGAAAUUACGAAGUGACAUGCCCAAUUACGGCGAAAGUGAGACUCAGGAUUCUGUCCACGGCCAACCUGAGGGCCCCGCUCAGCCAAAGACUGUCAAAAGGAAGAGGCCUCUUUUCAGUGACAAAGAACGUGCUCGGCUUCCCAAAAGGAUCUUGGAGCUCCUUGAUAAGCCUCCCAAUGAAGAAAUUUCGCAGGGUGAGCGAGAAGAGAUGCAGCAGUAUAUUAAUGAAACCUUGAACGCCCGGCAAAGCCAACGAAGAAAGGUCGCCCAAAAGCAAGACCUCGGUCCAUCGCAGCCAAGAGUAGGAGAACGCCUAAAGGAGCUCAAUUCACGGGCUCGCGGAGGAAAGGAGAUUCUUCAAGAGGACAUCAACGGUUUUCGUUACUUCAUCACACCGACGCCGGCACAAAUGUCAUUGCCGGUCGAACUGGCCAACGAGAAGCAAAACAAAAUUGCCGCACUUAUCAAGGGCUAUUUCCACGUAGACCCCCCCCAGAAAAGGGACAAACGGUUCAAAGACAGGCUGUAUCGUCUCAAAUCUCAUCCAAAUCGCGUCGCCAAGCAGCAGAAUAUACUAGCAGCAGCACAGCAAAACAGCGAGACUGCGUCCCCGUCUGGAGCAGGCGGAGAAGAAUUGAAAAUCUAUGAUUUCAAGUCACACAAUAUCAAAAAAGCUAAGACGUACGGUAAAACGGCGCAAGGAGUUCAUAGGAGCUUCCGCUACUUUUUCACUCCGACGGGAAGUAGUGUUUCGCUGCCCGACAGGCAAGCGGGGAGAUUUUCACAAGAAUUGGACAGGAUCGUGAAAUGGUACGAUAACGGGAUCAGCUCUAAAAAGGACUUUCUGCAGGAAGUUAAAAACACCAAAAGAGUUGCAGGGCGGGUAGAGGAGGGGACGGAGCUCGCAGGGGAAGAGGAGAAGCACUCUUGA
Acaromyces ingoldii is the source of this 1350-nucleotide messenger RNA. RefSeq lists its product as hypothetical. Bases 1 to 1350 code for a protein of 449 amino acids. The record is from RefSeq and is a predicted model, not a curated record. The transcript has 2 exons. NCBI's taxonomy places the organism in Eukaryota, Fungi, Basidiomycota, Exobasidiomycetes, Exobasidiales, Cryptobasidiaceae.